Messenger RNA from Huiozyma naganishii CBS 8797, 1440 nucleotides. RefSeq names its product translocon subunit SEC61 (gene SEC61). Gene Ontology annotation, cellular component: Sec61 translocon complex; membrane. Bases 1 to 1440 code for a protein of 479 amino acids. The record is from RefSeq and is a predicted model, not a curated record. The transcript has a single exon. NCBI's taxonomy places the organism in Eukaryota, Fungi, Ascomycota, Saccharomycetes, Saccharomycetales, Saccharomycetaceae. Gene Ontology annotation, biological process: SRP-dependent cotranslational protein targeting to membrane, translocation; post-translational protein targeting to membrane, translocation. Gene Ontology annotation, molecular function: transmembrane protein transporter activity; ribosome binding; signal sequence receptor activity.
AUGUCCGCCGGUAUCUUAGACAUCUUUAAGCUAUUUGCUCCAUACCUCCCAGAGGUUAGAGCCCCAGAGAGGAAAGUCCCUUACAACCAGAAGAUCAUUUGGACAGCCGUGUCCCUGCUGAUUUUUUUGAUCUUGGGACAGAUCCCACUUUAUGGGAUCAUCUCCAGUGAGACAUCAGACCCACUGUACUGGUUGCGUGCCAUGUUGGCCUCUAACAGAGGUACGCUGAUGGAAUUAGGUGUCACUCCGAUCAUCACCUCGUCCAUGAUCUUCCAGUUCCUGCAGGGGACACAGCUGUUGACCAUCCAGAUGGACAGCAAGCAGGACAGGGAAUUGUUCCAGAUCGCACAGAAAGUAUGUGCGAUCAUCCUCACUUUUGGCCAGGCUGUCGUUGUCGUUCUUAGCGGGAACUACGGUAACCCAAAGGAUAUCGGGAUCGCCAUUUCUCUGUUGCUCAUCUUCCAAUUGAUGUUUGCAUCCUUUAUCGUGUUGCUAUUGGAUGAAUUGCUCUCCAAGGGGUACGGGCUAGGGUCCGGUAUCUCUCUGUUCACGGCUACAAACGUCGCUGAACAAAUCUGUUGGAAGGCAUUGGCACCUACAACGGUUAACAGCGGUCGUGGUAAAGAGUUCGAGGGUGCAAUCGUCUCCUUCUUCCACCUGUUGGCAGUCCGGAAGGAUAAGAAGCGUGCGCUUGUCGAGGCCUUCUACAGAGCAAACUUGCCAAACAUGUUCCAAGUGUUGUCUACCGUGUUUGUGUUCCUUUUCGUCCUGUACUUGCAAGGGUUCAACUACGAACUGCCAGUCAGAUCUACGAAAGUGAGAGGCUCCGUUGGCUCGUACCCAAUCAAACUGUUCUACACUUCCAACACCCCAAUCAUGUUGCAAAGCGCAUUGACCUCAAACGUAUUCCUCAUCUCGCAGAUGCUGUACCAGAGGUUCCCAUCAAACCCAAUCAUCUGCACUUUGGGUGUCUGGGGGAUCAAGCCGGGCACACAGGGACCACAGGUCGCGCUCAGCGGGCUCUCGUAUUACAUGCAGCCAAUUUACUCGCUGAAGGAACUUCUAAUGGACCCAAUCAAAUCCGUCGUGUACAUCGCCUUCGUGCUGGGUACCUGUGCCUUGUUCUCCAAGACGUGGAUUGAAAUUUCGGGCACCUCGCCAAAGGACGUCGCCAAGCAGUUCAAGGACCAAGGGCUCGUCAUCAACGGUAAGAGAGAGGUCAACGUCUACAGAGAACUCAAGAGGAUCAUCCCCACCGCCGCAGCCUUCGGCGGUGCCACUAUCGGCGCCCUCUCUGUUGGCUCGGACCUGCUGGGGACCCUCGGCUCAGGCGCCUCCAUUCUGAUGGCUUCAACCACCAUCUACGGCUACUACGAGACCGCCGCAAAGGAGGGCGGGUUCACUAAGAACCUCGUCCCUGGCUUCUCUGACAUGAUGUGA